AUGGCCGACGCACCCAGUGGCUGGUUAGAUAUCCAUGGCCACUUUUCCCUUCCACGGGCUGCGUCAGAAGAUGCUGGUGUAGUAAAAGCCUUUCGUGAUAUCCACUUCAUGCUCUCAGAAGCACCCCGGUUCAAUGCAGAGGACACCUUGGCCUAUAAUGAUCGCGCCGGUGUCUCCAUGCAAAUGCUGUCAAGUCUCCCACCAACGACAGAUCAACUGAGAAAGUCAAACGACUUUGGAUUAUCUAUAGUCCGUCAAUACCCGUCACGAUUCGGCUUACUUGCCGCGUUGCCAACGGAUGAGCCAGAAGAAACCUUGAAAGAAAUCGAGAGAAUGCGAAAUCAAGACACACACGACUCGAUUCAGCCAGAUGGUUUUGCUGUGACUACGCUUCGGAAUGGUGUUAGCCUGGGAGAUGCACAGUUACGCCCUGUGUGGGAAGAGCUAAACAACAGAAAAGAAGUUGUCUUUGUCCACCCGAAUGCAUACGUCCGGGGCCAAGACGGCCGACCAUCUGCUCUCAUUGAUGUUGCGUUUGAUACCGCUCGAACCAUCACCGAUAUGCUAUACAAACGUGUCUUUCUCGACUUUCCUAAAAUCACCUGGGUGUUUGCCCACAGUGGAGGCGCCUUUCCAGCCCUGUCUGGGCGCGUACUGUUACUUGGGCUAGAGCCGUGGGUUCCUAAUCAAGCUCGUAUCACCAAGGAGGAGAUGAAGAAGCAAAUGAGUCGCAUCUAUAUGGACACUGCUGCCACUGCCGCGACAGGUAUGGAACCUGCCGUGAAGAUGGCUGGUAUUGAACAUAUCGUCUAUGGGGCUGAUUGCGGAGUCCCUUGCUCAACUGAACUCACGAUGGAGGAAAAUCGAGAAUCUGUCAUGGCUAUUGCCCAGAAGAAUACAGGGGACGGCAACUUUGUCGGCAUGAAUGGAUUUGAUCUGUUUCCAAAUGCCAAAGUAAGAGCUGCAUCAAGUUAA
Molecule: messenger RNA, 975 nt
Organism: Talaromyces rugulosus
Lineage: Eukaryota; Fungi; Ascomycota; Eurotiomycetes; Eurotiales; Trichocomaceae
Exons: 1
Coding region: 1-975 (324 amino acids)
Biological process (GO): secondary metabolic process
Cellular component (GO): cytoplasm
Molecular function (GO): carboxy-lyase activity; hydrolase activity
Source: RefSeq, a predicted model, not a curated record